This is a messenger RNA of Lotus japonicus, 2480 nucleotides long. RefSeq names its product probable trehalase. Lineage: Eukaryota; Viridiplantae; Streptophyta; Magnoliopsida; Fabales; Fabaceae. The coding region runs from base 313 to 2103 and encodes 596 amino acids. The record is from RefSeq and is a predicted model, not a curated record. Gene Ontology annotation, molecular function: alpha,alpha-trehalase activity. The transcript has 11 exons. Gene Ontology annotation, biological process: trehalose catabolic process.
UCUCAUUGUGCAGACUGAUAGUGCCUUCCAGGUCCAUGAAUAGAAUCAAUUUAAAAAUUCGGUAGCGUGUUUGGUUCGACAGAAAGAAUUGUUAGCACCAAUGAAUCCAAACACGUUACCAAAAGCCAUUUGAUUUGAAGCAAUGUUGUAGUAUUUAUAGACGGCACCUUCUCUGUUCGAAACCUCAAUUGUCACGAAAAUCCAAAACUCAGGUCAACACUGCCGGCAACUUGAUUCCAUUUGCUUUGUUUUCUUCUUCUUCUUCAUCUUGUUUUCAGUUACUUUUCUGUUAUUUCGGUUCUGCAAAUCACAAUGGCACUCCACACACGCAAACUGCACCUCCUUCUAACAUGUCUAUUUCUGUUCUUCUCACCACUAACACCACUCACCACCGUUACAGCCAUGGUUGCCGCUGCUGUUCUUCCCGUCAAGCCUUCAACCCCUCUCGUUUCCUUCCUCGAACGCCUCCAACACACCGCCUUCGAAUCCUUCGCCGGCGGCGGCGACAACGACGGCGAACCUUCCCACUUCGACCCGAAGACUUACGUCGAUUUGCCUCUCAAGUUCAGCCUCGCUGUCACCGAUGACGCGUUCCAGAACCUUCCACGGGCGGCGAAUGGGUCAAUCCCGGCCCGUGAGUUGAAGAGUUUUCUAGAAGGCUAUUUUGAGGAUGCAGGGGAUGAUCUGGUGCACGUUGAUCCAGAGGAUUUUGUUCCUGAGCCUGAGGGUUUCUUGCCGAAGGUGAAGAACCUUGAGGUGAGAGCGUGGGCGAUUCAGGUUCAUUCGUUGUGGAAGAAUCUGACCCGGAAGGUGUCUGGUUCGGUUGUGGCUGAACCGGAGUUGCAUACUCUGCUUCCUCUGCCGGCUUCUGCUGUGGUUCCCGGUUCAAGGUUUCGUGAGGUUUAUUACUGGGAUUCCUAUUGGGUGAUCAGGGGUUUGUUGGUGAGUAAAAUGUACAAGACUGCUACUGAUAUUGUCAUGAAUCUCAUUCACAUGAUAGAGGAAUAUGGGUUCGUGCUUAAUGGUGCUAGAGCUUACUACACUAACAGGAGCCAGCCUCCCCUUUUAAGCGCUAUGAUUUAUGAGAUAUACUGUAGCACUGGCAACAUAGAAUUAGUCAAAAGGUCUCUCCCUGCGCUACUGAAAGAGCAUGAGUUUUGGAAUUCAGAUAUACAUAAAGUGACCAUUUUGGAUGCUCAAGGUUGCACUCACAACCUAAAUCGUUAUAAUGCAAUGUGGAACAAACCCAGGCCAGAAUCAUCCAUACAAGACAAGACAUCUGCUUCCAAGUUCUCAAAAAUUUCAGAAAAACAACAUUUUUACCGUCAACUGGCAUCAGCUGCUGAAUCAGGAUGGGACUUCAGCACAAGAUGGAUGAGAGAUCCUCCUGAUUUCACAACAUUGUCUACAACAUCAGUAAUACCUGUUGAUUUAAAUGCAUUUCUACUUGGGAUGGAGCAUAAUAUUGCUUUCUUUGCAAAAGUUACUGGAGAUAAUAGUACUGCUGAACACUUUCUGCAAAUUUCUGAUCUUAGAAAGAAGUCAAUGAACUCUGUUUUCUGGAACUCAAACAUGACUCAAUGGCUUGAUUACUGGCUCAGUGAUAGCACAUCUGAGGAGAUUCAAGUUUUGAAAACCACGCAGCAGAAUGAAAAUGCAUUUGCUUCCAAUUUUGUUCCUUUGUGGAUGAAGCCAUUUUACUCAGAUUCUUCACUUGUGGGUAGUGUUGUUGAAAGUCUCAAAACUUCUGGCCUGCUUUGUGCUGCUGGAAUUGCAACUUCCUUGAGUGAUUCAGGACAACAGUGGGACUUUCCAAAUGGUUGGGCACCACUUCAACACAUGCUAGUUGAAGGUCUGCUAAAAUCAGGGUUGGAAGAAGCAAGGACAUUGGCAGAGGAAAUUGCCAUCAGAUGGAUCAAAACGAAUUAUAUUGUUUACAAGAAAACAGGUGUAAUGCAUGAAAAGUUUAACGUGGAGCAUUGCGGAGAAUUUGGAGGUGGAGGUGAAUACAUACCCCAGACUGGUUUUGGCUGGUCAAAUGGAGUUGUGUUGGCAUUCUUGGAGGAGUUUGGAUGGCCUGAAGAUCGAAAUAUAGAAUGCUGAUCGAUGUACUCAGAAAUUGAGUGUUUUUGGUGUUGCCGUUAGCUCCAUCUGAAGGUUAAUGGAUUGGCUACAUUCCUUUCACGUUUUGUACAUUGAAAAAGGGAUUUGCCACUUCAAUGGAGGAAAACGGAGCUCAGGCAGAAAUCCCAACAUACUCAAUCAAUUUGCUUUGGUACAGAUUGCUGCAUAUAUCCCUUCCAUCAAAGGCUACUAUAUAAUUUUUUUGACGUAGACUAUACUAUAUUUACACCCAAAAUCAAGACUUUACUAUAUAUAAUGGCAUGAAUUGGACCAUUUUUUUUUCUUGGUCAAACGAAUUGGACCAUUUAAUGUCAGUUGCUUUUAUUUUGGGCCUAUGAUAUUUCUUUUGGUCCUAA